AUGUGCCUGCCCGCCUUGGACUACGCCGCCGUCCACCUAGGAUUCGUUCGCAACCAGGAGGACCACCUCGCCGUCGCCGUCGCCCGCGACGCCGCAGCCCGGAGCCCCACACCUCGCCGGACCUCCCCGACCGCCUCCCCGUCGUCCUCUCCGUCAACGCACGUCGUCCUCGUCCUCCUCCCCAAGGGCCUCCCUCGAGCCUCGCCGCCCCCUGGUGUCUACUCGCCCGUGAAGACCCCAACCCCCCUCUUCUACCCUUGCCCCGCUCGACCCAGUGAGCUCCCAAACUACGCGCUAGCACGAGCCGCUCUGCCCCUGACCCCCCCUCGUGGCCUCGCCAUGCGCGCGACGCGCCGCACGCCCGUCGCCGUGCUCUGCCGCCUGCACCGGCGCCUCGCUCGCGCCCAGCGACCGCGCCCUCCCUGGCACGCGCACGCCGCCCGCUUGCUCUCCCCCACCCCCCGCGCGCCAACUAUCGCCGCUGCCCCCUGCCUGCACCUCCGACGCGCUCGCGCACGCGCCACGCCUUUCGCCCGCCGGCGUCGUCGCCUCGCCCGUGCUGCUCGCCGUCCGCCGCUGCUUGCCGCCGCCUCCCUGCCGCCGACUCGCCCGCUAGACACGCCGCGCCCGCCUGUGGCUGCCUUGCUGCCGCUGCUGUAG
This is a messenger RNA of Aegilops tauschii subsp. strangulata, 660 nucleotides long. The record is from RefSeq and is a predicted model, not a curated record. Lineage: Eukaryota; Viridiplantae; Streptophyta; Magnoliopsida; Poales; Poaceae.